Musa acuminata AAA Group (dessert banana) is the source of this 1165-nucleotide messenger RNA. RefSeq lists its product as uncharacterized. The coding region runs from base 397 to 990 and encodes 197 amino acids. NCBI's taxonomy places the organism in Eukaryota, Viridiplantae, Streptophyta, Magnoliopsida, Zingiberales, Musaceae. The transcript is spliced from 4 exons. The record is from RefSeq and is a predicted model, not a curated record.
UUGUUCUCAAACUGAAUCAAAUUGGCCUCAGAUUGCAGCUUAAAAGAUUUACUCUCUUUUUUUUUUUGUAUCAUUAGGAGGUCCAAAGCUUUUUCUUAUAUAGUUUUUCACCAACUAGGCUUGUUGACAUUUUUAUAACUUUUUGGUUUUAAUGAAUUAUUAUAUGAUCUCAUAUUUGAGUCUUAGUAGAAACCUCAAUUUUGUAGGUUUGAGUAUGGGAUUUGGGAGUUGAUCGAAUUAAAUUUAGGGCCUCAUGAGUUAUGUCUGGAACCAUUAUUUAUAUCUGGGCCCACUUUAAAUCUCCUGGAAAAAGACCAUAAAAGAAGAGAAGGAAAUAGAAUUCGAUAUAAGACGACAUCCCAAUUAAGGGCCAACCGUUCUCAGACUGGAGCCGCAAUGGCCACAGCCAUGUCGAUAGCGUACCAUAAACCCCCUUCUUCUUCUUCUUCUUCUUCUUCUUCUUCACCAUGGUCAUCAUCACUAAUUCCUGCACCACGUGGUGGCUCCUCCUCUGCUUCUUCGGCGGCGUCGCCUACCAGGCGUGAGGAGCGGCGGAACUUGCCCUCGGCGGCGGCGGCGUUGGUUGCGGGCGGAACCGCAGCCCUCGUCAUGGCGGCGUCGGCGCAGGCGCUGCCGGUCGACGCUCCCGUCUUGGCGCUUGCCGCCCUCCGAGAGCCUGAGAACGCGCUCUCGUUGCCCACCUGGGCCGUCCACGUCUCCAGCGUCAUUGAAUGGGUCAUCGCGAUGGUGUUGGUGUGGCAGUACGGGGAGAAAUCCGGUUUCCAGACCUGGAAAGGUCUCACCUGGGGAAUGGUUCCACUUCUUGGAGGAGCACUUUGUGCAUGCACAUGGCAUUUCUUUUAUAAUGCAGAGUCCCUUGAGAUACUGGUGGCUCUUCAAGCUGCAUUGACAGUUCUUGGCAACAUGACAAUGUGUUUUGCUGCAUUCCGAAUAUAUAAAGCAUCUCAAGAAGGCUCAAAAAGCUCCUAAGUAUUAUUACUCCAUGAUCGAAUGAAAGGUAACAUAUUGUUAUUUCCUUUGUCGAUAUGCCACAGAGACUCUCUCUACUCCUUCCCAAUGAAGAAGGCCUGUUUGUAAGUGUAUUAUGCCACAUGUUUCUCAAAACUCAGGCUAGCAAAAGAAAAAAAAAACCAUUUAUAAUUCA